This is a messenger RNA of Cuculus canorus (common cuckoo), 1093 nucleotides long. It is a transcript of the gene SFTPB, whose product is annotated as surfactant protein B. The transcript is spliced from 8 exons. NCBI's taxonomy places the organism in Eukaryota, Metazoa, Chordata, Aves, Cuculiformes, Cuculidae. The record is from RefSeq and is a predicted model, not a curated record. The coding region runs from base 104 to 991 and encodes 295 amino acids.
GUCCGUGUCACACGUGUCCCCUGGCUCUGGCCGAGUGCCACGGCCGCACCCGCGGGGCCAUAAGAGCCCACGAGGUCCGGCGGUGCCACCAUCGUCCCCCGCCAUGGCCGCGUCCCCCGCCAUCGCCCCGCUGCUGCUCGCCCUGCUCUGCGCCCCAGGGUUGGGGGUCCCCAGGGGGGGCUGUGAGGGUCCCCCCGACGUCCUUUGCCGGAGUUGGGAGACGGCGCUGCAGUGUGGGGGUCUCUGCGCCCCCCCCGCCACGGCCCCCCCGGCCACGGACAUGUGCUCCGACUGCCAACAGAUCAUCACCCUCCUCACCCACAUGGUCAACGCGUCGGCCACCAAGGUGGCCGUGGAGGGCUUCCUGCGGCACGAGUGUGAGGAGCUGUCGGUGCCCACCUUGGUGAAACCCUGCCAGAACCUCGUGCACGAGUACUUCAACCUCCUCCUCGCCGACCUUGAGGGACACCUCAAGCCCUCGGCCAUCUGUGCCCACCUGGAGCUGUGCCCGAGGAAGCCCGGGGGGGACCCGGCUCUGUCCCCGCUCACGGCACUCGGGGCCCACCUGCAGGUGGCCGCCAACAAGACCCUCCCGGUGCCGCUGCCGCGCUGCUGGUUGUGCCGCACCUUCUUGGCGCGCCUCGAAGCCGCCGUUCCCAAAGCGACGGUGGCGACGGCGGCGGCGGAGCUGUGCCGGCUGCUGCCGGCGGUGGUGGCGGGCGCGUGCCAGUGCCUGGCGCAGCGCUACGCCACGCUGGCGCUCGAGGGGCUGCUGGGCCGCCUCGGCCCCCGCCUGCUCUGUCACCUCCUCUUGUCCUGUCGCCAAGGGGACGCGCUCGGGGACGUCACGGCUGAGGGCACAGAGGAUGUCCCCUUGCUGUCCCCAAACGCCACUCCCUGUGCCCUGGGGCCGCUCUACUGGUGCUCCAGCCCCGCCGCCGCUCGCCGCUGCCGGGCCCUGCAGCACUGCCGCGACCACGUCUGGAAUUAGGGGGGGCACAAAGACACCCCCCCCCCGCAACCUUUAUCCCCUAAAGAUAAAGCUUGGAUUCUGCUCUGCCUCAGUUUCCCUCAGUUUUGGGGGUGGUUUUUU